AUGGGCGCGGGCGGCCCCCGACGGGGCAUGGGCCCCCCAGACGGCGGCUGGGGCUGGGCGGUGCUGGGCGCCUGCUUCGUGGUCACCGGCUUCGCCUAUGGCUUUCCCAAGGCCGUGAGCGUCUUCUUCCGCGCGCUCAUGCGUGACUUCGGCGCUGGCUACAGUGAUACCGCCUGGGUGUCCUCCAUCAUGCUGGCCAUGCUCUACGGCACGGGCCCGGUGUCCAGCAUCCUCGUGACCCGCUUUGGGUGUCGCCCAGUGAUGCUGGCAGGUGGGCUGCUGGCUUCCGCCGGCAUGGUCCUAGCUUCCUUUGCUACGCGCCUCGUGGAGCUAUAUCUGACGGCUGGGGUGCUCACAGGCCUGGGCCUGGCCCUCAACUUCCAACCAUCGCUCAUCAUGCUGGGGCUGUACUUCGAGCGACGGCGGCCUCUGGCCAACGGGCUGGCGGCGGCGGGCAGCCCAGUGUUCCUGUCCGCGCUGUCGCCGCUUGGCCAACAGCUGCUCGAGCACUUCGGCUGGCGCGGCGGCUUUCUGCUGUUCGGCGGGCUCCUGCUGCACUGCUGCGCGUGCGGAGCUGUCAUGCGGCCGCCGCCCGGUCCAGGGCCACCACUGCGCGGGGACAGCGCCGGGGACCGCUCUGGGGACGCUCCGGGAGAGGCGGAAGCUGAGGCGAGCGGCUCUGGGCUGCACUUGCGCGAGGCCCCCCCUGGCGGUCGGCCCCGCCGGCGUCUGCUGGACGUAGCAGUGUGCUCCGACCGCGCCUUUGUAGUGUACGCGGUCACCAAGUUCAUGAUGGCUCUCGGGCUCUUCGUGCCCGCCAUCCUGUUAGUGAACUACGCCAAGGACGCGGGCGUGCCUGACACCGACGCCGCCUUCCUGUUAUCCAUCGUGGGCUUCGUGGACAUCGUGGCGCGGCCAGCGUGCGGCGCCCUGGCGGGCCUGGCGCCCCUGCGAAAGCGAGUCCCUUAUCUCUUCAGUCUGGCCCUGCUGGCCAAUGGGAUCACGGACCUGAGUAGCGCGCGCGCGCGCUCGUAUGGCGCCCUUGUCGCCUUCUGCAUCGCUUUCGGCCUCUCAUAUGGCAUGGUGGGCGCGCUGCAGUUCGAAGUGCUCAUGGCGACCGUCGGUGCGCCCCGCUUUCCCAGUGCGUUGGGCCUGGUGCUGCUCUUGGAGGCUGUGGCGGUGCUCAUAGGACCGCCCUCCGCCGGCCGCCUGGUGGAUGCUCUGAAGAACUACGAGAUCAUCUUUUACCUGGCAGGCUCAGAGGUGGCCCUGGCUGGGAUCUUCAUGGCUGUUGCCACCAAAUGUUGCCUGCGCCGCUCUAAGGAUGCCCCUUCAGGUCCAGGAACUGAGGGUGGGGCCAGUGACACUGAGGAAGUCGAGGCCGAAGGGGACCCUGAGCCCCUGUCUGCUGGUGCUGAGGAGGCUAGCAGACUGGAGGCCUUGGAGGUGCUGAGCCCCCGGCUUGGGUCCUCGGAACCAGAGGUGGAGGCAGAGCCAAGGUUGGCCCCGGAGGCUGUGUAG
Molecule: messenger RNA, 1521 nt
Organism: Otolemur garnettii (small-eared galago)
Lineage: Eukaryota; Metazoa; Chordata; Mammalia; Primates; Galagidae
Gene: SLC16A8
Product: solute carrier family 16 member 8
Exons: 4
Coding region: 1-1521 (506 amino acids)
Biological process (GO): monocarboxylic acid transport; transmembrane transport
Cellular component (GO): membrane
Molecular function (GO): monocarboxylic acid transmembrane transporter activity
Source: RefSeq, a predicted model, not a curated record